UUCCAUAAAAUGACAUUUCAUUCAGGAACUGAACGGGAUGUAGGAAACAUGUUCUGUCAAGUCGCAGAUGUCAUUGGCAGGGUUACAUCCAUUUGCAAGAGGAGGACCCGGAGGCGAGUGUUCCCCUUGUUUGUAGCCGUGAACGUCGUGGUGCCACUCUACCUGUACCUUGUCGGGUUCCCAUCUCCAGUCCCAGGCCUACAGAACCACGGUACACGCCACCUUGGCAGGGUCCUCGGGGAUAGACAUGACAAGCCAAAGGCCAUCGACACUGUCUCCAGUGAAAUCCUUCCACUCAAACAUCCCGCUUUUGAACAGAUACCUGGAUUGUUCAACUAUUCUCUUUUAAAGGAAGGGGAAGAGAGGCAUCUUCUUGUAAAUCUGCAUCAAUAUCAGUUUACCUUGAACUCUGACCUCUGUCAGAUAGGUAACGUGUAUCUACUAACGAUUGUUCACUCGGCCUUGGAUCAUAUCAAUUAUCGACGUCGAAUCCGAGAAACCUUUGGAAGCGAUCGUAAAGCGUGGAAUAAAACAGUCGUCCUUGUUUUUACCGUCGGCGUUUCAAAUAAUGAAACACUUCAAACCAGUGUCGUAAGAGAAGCUAAUGAAUUUAAAGACGUAAUUCAAGGGAAUUUCAUUGAUGUGUAUAGAAAUCUGAGUAUAAAACACAUAAUGGGUUAUCACUGGAUGCUGAACCAUUGUCCUGAAGCAGCCUUUGUGUUGAAGAUGGAUGAUGACAUGUUUAUGAACCCAUAUGUGAUUGUCAAGUAUCUCACUCAGCUGAAGGAACCUACUAAUCAGCUCCUAGGCUCAAUAGCUCACAGGUAUGCGCCAUGGAGGGAAACUAAACUGAAAUGGUACGUUUCAACAGCCCAAUAUCCGUUUAAAACAUGGCCCAAUUUUUGUCGAGGACUUGCUUAUAUUGUGUCCAAAGACGUUUUGCUCAAGCUUUACCAUGCGUCCUCAGUGACGCGCUUUAUCCCUAUGGAUGAUGUAUUUGUCACGGGUGUUAUAAGAUCUAAUUUAGGCAUUAACGCUACAGAUUAUGGGGACCUGAGAUACAGUUGUACGACAAGAGUGUCUGUGUCGAGAUUUCUCAGCGCUGGAGUGAUGUUCACAUUUGAUUCGUGUCUAAAGCUGACGUUCAAGAAUGUGACCGCAAUGAAAAUGUACAGCAACGGUACAUACCAUUUGUCAAUGUCGGACAAAAGUAUAUUUAUUUCAUAAGUAUAUUAACGAAAUGACUGCUAUCGAUGUCUGUUGACCUAUAUAAAUAUCUACUAGACAAUCAUGUUUAUCGGUCAGUGGACGUUACUUGUGACUUUGGUUUUGAAAGAUAAGGAAGACUGCAUUACAAUGCUGCAUGGUAUUAAGCAUUUCCAUGUGAUCCUUCGUGUUUGGAAUCAGGUUUGGAAACUUCUUUGAGUGGCACUCAAGUUGGAAGUUGGAAAGUACAAUA
Molecule: messenger RNA, 1459 nt
Organism: Haliotis rubra (blacklip abalone)
Lineage: Eukaryota; Metazoa; Mollusca; Gastropoda; Lepetellida; Haliotidae
Product: beta-1,3-galactosyltransferase 5-like
Exons: 2
Coding region: 10-1227 (405 amino acids)
Cellular component (GO): membrane
Molecular function (GO): hexosyltransferase activity
Source: RefSeq, a predicted model, not a curated record